AUGUCUCCCCUCGAGAAGAAGAGCGAGCACCUCACCGAGGUUUACCCGGGCGAGAAGAAUGUCGAGGAGCCCAUCAACCCCAUCCUUGAGGAGAUCAAGGCCAUGACUCCGGACGAGUACGCCGCCUUCGACAAGAGGCUCAUGCGCAAGAUCGACAUGCGCAUCAUCCCCUGGAUGACUGUCCUCUACCUCAUGUCGUUCCUCGACCGUGUCAACGUUGGUACCGCCAAGCUCCACGGUCUGCAGCAGGACCUGAACCUGACCGGUAACGAGUUCAACAUUGCGUCACUCAUCUUCUUCGUCUCUUAUGUGUUUUUCGAGGUGCCCUCGAACCUGGUCCUCAAGCGCCUGCGCCCUUCGGUCUUCCUUCCUGCCACCAUGGUCCUCUGGGCCAUCUUCCAGACGCUCAUGGGUCUCGUGACGAACUACGGCCAGCUCCUGGCCAUGCGUUUCUGUCUCGGCAUGUUCGAGGCCGGUCUCUUCCCGGGUGUCAACUUCUACCUGAACGGCUGGUACCGCCGCAGUGAGCUGUCGAAGCGUACCGCGUUCUUCUUCGGUGGUGCCGUCAUGGCCGGCGCCUUUGGUGGUAUCUUCGGCUACGCGCUCGGAGAGAUGGGCGGUAUCGGCAAGCUUCACGGCGGACCCAUGCUCGGCUGGCGUUGGAUCUUCAUCAUCGAGGGCCUGUUGACGUUCGUUAUUGCCGUGGCGUCAUUCUGGAUGGUGCACGACUGGCCCGACCGCGCCAAGUUCCUUACCGAGUUUGAGCGCGAGUUCGUCCACUACCGUCUUGCCAACGACACCGGUAUCGCCGGCGGUGGCCAGUUCAAGAUGAAGGAGGUCAUCCGCGGUAUCUUUGACUGGAAGACGAUCCUCUACAUGCUCUGCUACAUCGGAUGUGCCGAGUGCAUCUACUCGCAGUCGCUCUUCGUCCCUUCCAUCGUCCAGCAGCUCGGCAAGUGGACCACUGCUCAGUCGCUCCUGCUCUCCGUCCCUCCCUACGCCGUCGCCUUCAUCACGACCAUGGCCACCGCCUACCUCUCGGACAAGUUCAUGAAGCGCGGUGUCUUCAACAUGUUCUGGUCCACGCUCGGUGUCGUCGGCUACCUGAUCCUGAUGACUGUGCCGCUCAAGCAGGUCGGCGCGCGCUACUUCGCCGUCUUCCUGACGACCAUGGCCAUCGCCCCGCUCAUCUCGAACACGAUCACCUGGUGCGGUAACAACAUCUACGGCCACUACAAGAAGGCGACUGCCAUGGGUCUCGUCUUCUCCUGCGGUAACUCGGGUGGUAUCGUUGCCUCGCUCGUCUACCGCGACCAGGACAAGCCCCGCUACAUGCCCGGCCACGCCACUGCGCUCGCCUUCGUCGCCAUGAACGGCAUCACGUCCGUCAUCAUCUACUUCGGCCUCAAGGCUGCCAACAAGAAGCGCGAGCGCGAGUACGGCCUCGUCGAGGACAACGAGAAGCACAACAUCGACGACCCCGAGUAUCUCAACCGCUGGGGCCUCACGGGCAUGGAGCGCAAUGACAUUCUCAACCUCGGCGACGACCACCCCGCCUUCCGCUACAUUCUCUGA
This is a messenger RNA of Trichosporon asahii var. asahii CBS 2479, 1575 nucleotides long. Its product is annotated as transporter. The record is from RefSeq and is a predicted model, not a curated record. The transcript has 3 exons. Bases 1 to 1575 code for a protein of 524 amino acids. Gene Ontology annotation, cellular component: membrane. Gene Ontology annotation, molecular function: transmembrane transporter activity. Lineage: Eukaryota; Fungi; Basidiomycota; Tremellomycetes; Trichosporonales; Trichosporonaceae. Gene Ontology annotation, biological process: transmembrane transport.